ACCAGAGUAUUUGAUGUUAUUUUCACGAUAGUAUUUUUCCCAAUGAGGUGAAAUAUUGUCUGACAAAUCAUCUGACAAAGCAUCUAGGAGUGAUAAUUCAACAAGGAGGAAAUAUAACCUUAGAAAGGAUUGUAAAAAGGACAUUCCUGAACCUAGGCCUACUGCAGCUAGGAAUAUGGCUACGAAACUGGACAUUACCGACCACACGUCAGAUACAAUCCCGAGUCGCACGGCGCCGGUCAACGGCCAAUCUGAUGUCCCGUCAGCUGGUCAGCCAAGCGAGAAGUCAACUACGGAGGACAAUGAUCUGAAAUAUGCCAUAAAACAGCAAAUAACUGAGGCAUUGAGGUCUAAUGAGGUAAUUAACACUAUCUCCGAAGCCAUUUAUGAUGUUAUUGAGCAACGUUUGGAGAGGAAAAUUACUUCUAAAGUGUAUGAGGCGAUAAACAUGGAUCUAGAUCAGAAAUGUAGUGAAAUAAAGAGGCUUGAGAAAGAGGUGAGAACUCUGAAAACAUCAGUAAAAGCAAUGGAAAGUGCAAAUGAUGAUGCUGAGUAAUACAGUAGAAGAAAUUGCCUUAUACUACAGGGAGUAAAUGAAUCACCUAAUGAAAACACAGAUACGAAAGUUCUUGAAAUCAUAAAUCAAAACUUGGGAAUCAACAUCAGCCCCGAGGCAAUCGACAGAUCACAUCGGAUCCACCGGCGUCUGAGCGUCCAUGACAACCAUGACAACCAAGCGUCCCUGGAUCAUGAACAAAGACCUACUUAUACUGACGCUGUGCAACGAAGCAGUCCAAGAGCUAUUAUUGUCAAGUUCAUCCGCUACAAUGACCGCCAAUCCGUGUAUAAAGCUCGGACGAAGCUCAGGCACGCUCGAGGUAUGAGGGUGUUCAUACGGGAGUCAUUGACCAACAAACGCGUUCAGUUAUACCGGGAAACACUGCAAAACGAUAACACUAAGUCAGUCUGGUCACAAGACGGAAAGAUCUAUGCUCUAACCAAGGAAAACAGACGUGUUCAUAUCAAUUCUAGACACGAUAUUGAGAAACUGUAAGCCUUGUGUGUGAAUGGGAACAAUGUCUAGAAUUAUCCCUCUAUAUGGUUAUUGCAUAUCCAUGUAUAAUUUGCUGUAAAAACGUAUACUACAACCAGAAUGCACUUUUGUGUGUCAAUUGCACCAAAUGGUGUCAUCUUACAUGCUCCCGAGAGAAUAUGAAUUUGUUUUUAAGUGCACAGGACUGGAUUUGCCCUAAAUGUUAUUUUAAUGAACUACCUGGUAACAUUUUUGAUGAAGAUAAAAACACAGAACCAUUGGAUAAUACAUUGUUGAAUAAUCAAAGAGAUGGAAAUGAUGUCGAUACAGAAAUUGAAUUAUUUCGUUUUGAAAAGGGGAUGAGAAUUGCUCAUUUGAACUGUAUUUCAUUAACUAAAAAUCUAGAUGAAAUAAGAUUACUUGUAAAGAAAUCUGACAUGGAUAUAUUGACAUUAAGUGAGACACACCUAAACGAGAAUAUAUGUGAUACUGAGAUUGGUUUGGAUAAUUUCGACAUCAUAAGGAAAGAUAGAAAUCGCUCAGGUGGUGGGAUAGCUAUAUACAUAAAAAGUUCCAUAAACUAUUCAGUGCGGAAUGAUAUAACUGAAUAUGAUCUGGAAAUGAUUGUACUGGAAAUCAAACGGUUAAAGGUAAAGCCAUUCUUUGUAGUUGUGUGGUAUAGACCCCCUAAUUCUAAUGUUGAUAAAUUUAAUUUAUUUGAAAAUGUACUUCUCAAAUUAGAUAGAUUAAAGCACGAUUAUGUUAUUCUCGGUGACAUAAACUGUGACAUGUUGGCAACUCGUUGUUCUUGGCAAACUAAACACCUACAAGAACUAAUGGAUACCAUGGGAUUGGCCCAAGUCAUAAACUCACCGACAAGGGUUACCGCCACAACCUCUACGUUGGUAGAUUUGAUACUUACUAAUAACAAAACUAAAAUAAGAAAUGUAAAAGUUGUACCUAUUUCACUGAGUGAUCAUUAUAUGAUUUGUUGUAUUUGGGGUAAACAAUCACAACACAAAGAUGACGCACAUAAAUAUAAAUUGUCAAGGAAUAUUGGAAAAAUUAAUAUGACACGUUACGAUGAAGAUAUAAGAUCAAUUUCCUGGGAAUCAGUUUAUAACUCUAUGAAUGUUAAAGAUGCCUAUGAUUUGUUUGAAGAUGCAUUAAAAUGUAUAAUUGAUAAGCAUGCCCCACUUAAACGUACUCGAGUAAAGAAGAUUGAAUCACCGUGGAUUAAUGAAGAUAUAAUUCAAACUAUUCGUAAACGUAAUGAAGUAAAAAAUAAAGCAAAGCAUACCAAAUCAGAUCAUGAUUGGGCAUCGUAUCGGCGAUUGAGAAAUGACGUCACAGCAAAGAUCCGUAAAGCGAAGAAGGAUUAUAUUUCUACCUCAAUUAGUAGUAGCAAUGGUCAAUCUACAAAUGUAUGA
Molecule: messenger RNA, 2463 nt
Organism: Lytechinus pictus (painted urchin)
Lineage: Eukaryota; Metazoa; Echinodermata; Echinoidea; Temnopleuroida; Toxopneustidae
Exons: 1
Coding region: 1099-2463 (454 amino acids)
Molecular function (GO): catalytic activity
Source: RefSeq, a predicted model, not a curated record